AAGUGGGGGGUGGGCGAGGCCUGAGGGGAACCCGAGUGGGAGGGGGCGAGGCCUGAGGGCUGCUCGGAUAGGGUCCGAGGGGAGCCCCGGUCUCUCCCCCGUCGGUGUCCUGGCCAUGGUGGGGUCGGCGUGAGGAGCCGGUGAACGGCGGCGGCCCCCUCGGUCCCCGGCCCAUGGUGCUGCCCCCCUGCCCCAUGGCGGAGUUCGUGGUGCCGCGGCACAGCGCGGUGAUGGAGCGGCUCCGCCGGCGCAUAGAGCUGUGCCGGCGGCACCACAGCGCCUGCGAGUCCCGCUACCAGGCCGUGUCCCCAGAGCGCCUGGAGCUGGAGCGCCAACAGACCUUCGCUUUGCACCAGCGCUGCCUGCAGGCCAAGGCCAAGCGGGCCGGGAAGCACCGCCAGCCUCCCCCGGCGCCGCCGCCGCCGCCCGCCGCUCCUCCUCCUCCUCCUGCUGGGGUUGCGGGCAACGCCGACAGGACCGGAGCCAACGGCCUCGACACUGAUGCCGCGAGCAGCGAGCAGCACGGCCGCAGCAGCACCUUGAUCGCGCAGCUCCAUGAGACGGUGAAAAGAAAACUUGAUAGUGCUGCUUCCCCUCAGAAUGGAGAUCAACAGAAUGGGUAUGGGGAUAUGUUUUCUGUGUCCAAGAAAUUACGUCGUGAAGAUGGUCUUGGUGGGGUAAGUGGCUCCUCCAACGGCGUACCUCCUUUAUCCCCACUACACCAACUUGACAAGAAAUCUUCCAGUGGCGAUACCUUACAGCUCAAUGGAAAGCAUUCAAUGGGACUGGAUAGCAUCAAUAAAAAGUGUCUUCCAGAUGCUAACCUUCAGCUGAAUGGACGUAGUGAUGCUGAUGACUCAUUUCCUUUGGGUUUGAACAAAGAGCUCAAGCAAGAGCCAGUGGAUGACCUUCCUUGUAUGAUUGCUGGAGCAGGCGGUUCUAUAUCUCAGAACAACUUGAUGCCCGAUCUUAAUCUUAAUGAGCAGGAAUGGAAGGAGCUCAUUGAUGAACUUAAUAGAUCAGUGCCUGAUGAAGACAUGAAGGAUCUAUUUAAUGAAGACUUUGAGGAGAAGAAGGAUGCAGAUUCUUCAAAUUCAACUGCACAAACUCCAUUGCCACAAGACAUUAACAUAAAGACUGAAUUUUCCCCAGCAGCGUUUGAGCAGGAACAGCAGAUGGGGUCUCCACAAGUCAGAUCCACUUCUUCAGGUCCAACAUUCAUUGGAGCCUCCUCUGUACCUGUUAGUGCUGCUUCUCCAGCAGUUGGGGGCUCUCAGACUAUGUUCCAGUCUUCCAGUCAGCCAGUGACUGAAAAUCCUAACCAGUCCAUGAUGCAGGCAUCAAACCAGUCUCAAAAUGUUCAAAGGCCUCUACCAAAUGUAUUAUUAUCUGGACAGGGCACAGGAAAUGCCAAAGAAAUGUCCUCUGCUCACCAACUUCAACAGAUAGCUGCUAAGCAAAAAAGAGACCAGAUGUUGCAGAACCAGCAGCAGGCUUCACAAGUCCACCAAACCAGUCAGAUGUCCAGCUGGCAGCAGUCUGGACCUUCUCAUAGUCCACUGGGUGUCCCCUACACAAUGGACAAUCCCACCAGCCCUUCAGUUUACCAACAGGACUUCAAUAACCAGAAACUCAUAAUUCCUAGUAUGGCAAACAAGAGUUCUCCCAGGAGUGGAGGCAAUUACCAUGUGAAUAUGUUGAGUCAUCAGCCAAACAGCCUGAACCAGAACUCUGUAAAUAGCCAAGGCUCCAUGCUAGAUUAUGGCAACACAAAACCUCUUUCACAUUACAAAGCAGAGUGUGAGCAAGGAGUUACAGUACCUGGCCAGAACAAGACACCUAUGUUGGCAUAUCUGCAGCAACGCCAGCAACCGCCACUGCCUCAUAUGAGUGAAGAACAAAAUGGGAUGUUCCUGAUGAAGCAGAAAUCUGGAAAUAUUGCCUAUAGACCUCUAGUACCACACAGCCAGGAUCAAAACCCUUCUCCCAGUGUUCCUCGUGUUCCUGUUUCUGUCCCAGGUCCUGGUGUUAGUGCUCAGGCUUCCAGUGUUUCCAUGGCAGGUAAUCAUAACAACUCAGCCUAUCUCAGCAAUCAGCAGCAAGCCGUGGUAAUGAAGCAACACCAGAUGUUACUGGACCAGCAAAAGCAACAACAAAAGCAUUUGCUGAUGGAGCAACAGAAGCAGCAGUUCCUAAUAGGGCAGAGGCAGCAACAACUGCUAGCUGAACAGGAAAAGCGGCAUCAACAAGAGCAGCAGCUCCAGCGGCACCUGACCCGACCACCCCCUCAAUACCAAGAUCAGGCACAGAACCCUUACCAGCAGCAGGUUGGACAGUUCACAGGGUCAUCUCCAGCCAUGACUGGGGUAAGUAACUUAGGACAGUCCAACUCCAGCAGUCCACGGAUGUUUUCUCAGACCCAGAACAUGAUUCAGAUUGGACCUGGACACAGCUCUGUUCCUCCUCUCCAAUCAGGCUCCAGUCAGCAGGAUCGAAGUGUGACUCAGUACACUAGUAUGCAAAACAUUCAGCGAGGGGGGCUGUACAGCAUGACAUCUGGUAUGACACAAAUGAUUUCACAGCAUGCAAAUCAAAGUGCCAACGGACAACUACAAAUGCAAAGGCAGCCCAGCUUGGGUCAGGGCACUCCUGUUCCUGCUGGGUAUGGGCAGAGCACCCUGGGAAACCCAAGCAUUUCUCAGCAGCACAAUAAGGGGGCACUGAAUCCAACUAUAGCCAAGCCACAGAUGGCAAGAGUGCCAGCAGCUAUUGGCACCCAAAAUCCAUCUUGGCAACACCAAGGUAUGCCUAAUAUGAAUAACCAGACACAAGGAAGUGGUGGCUUAGGGUCAUUUACUGCCAGCUCCACUUUCCACAUGCAGCAAACUCACCUAAAGAUGGCCAACCAGCAGUUUGCUCCAGGGAUGCCUCAGGUAAGCCUAAGCACUGGCAGAUCAAUGGCCUCCAUGAACUCUGCUGUCUCUGGGCAGAUGUUGUCAUCUUUAGGUGCACAGCAGAGGACAAACCCACCUACCCAACAGCAGGUACCCUCGCAACAAGUCUUGCCUAGCAUGAGCCAGGCCGUUCCAGAUCUGACCGCUUUUGGCCAGAAUCCAAAUCAGCAACUGCCCAAUAGAGCCAAUCUGCACUGUACCCAAGGUUACUCAGUGAGGACCACCAGUCAGGAGCUGCCUUUUGCCUACAGUGGUCAAUCAGGCAAUAAUGGACUACAGAGCUUGACUGGUGACACAGAUCUGAUAGACUCUUUGCUGAAAAACAGGACUUCAGAGGAAUGGAUGAAUGACUUGGAUGAGUUGUUAGGAACUCAUUAAAAUGGGGCUUGAGGGUUUUCUACUCUUAUUUUUUUUUAAUUUCAUGAAAUAUAAACUACACUUUGGACCAAAAACCUGUGGCAUUGAAGAGACUUGCAGGCAUUAGAGGUAAAUGGUUGGGAAAUGGACUGGAGCCGCUUCCCAACAGGCUUCGACACAUAAUGGUGCACCAAGCAGGUCUGCAAUGACAAUGCGUUUAUUUUUGUGGCAUCUGUGGUGCACAUUUGAACAGGUCAGGCAAAUUUGUGUGCAUCCCAGUCAGCCCUUCAGAAAUCUCACUUGCAGUGUUUUGAAACUUAGGUUUUUAAUUAUUUAAAAAUAAACAAAAAUCCACAACAAUGGUGCAGAAAGAAAGCAAAUAAAAUGGCAAGUAUUUUGUGUUUAGGGCUUAUUCUCCUGCAGCUAAUACUUGAGUUGAUUCUUGUUCCCAGCUUGGCAUGCCAUUAGCUACAGUAUUGCCCUACCAAAUAUUUUACUUCAUUUUUGCCGGAGGAGAGGAUGUGCACCUCAGUACAUUUGCAAAACAUUCUUUAUUUUGAGUCAGUUCUUUUUUCCCACCAGUGAAGUGUGUGCCUGUACUCUCAACAAGCAAGUGGUAUUUCACAAUAAUAUUUACCGCAUUUUUUUCUGAAUGCUGGUGAUAGAUGAAAGAAAGUGUUAAAACCUGGCCAGCUGGCCUAGGUUAGUGACUUCCUUAAUGGAUUGUGGACUCCCAAGCUCCAGUUUUCACUCUGUUGUGGAGGGACAGAGUUCUUGGCUUUUAUCUUGCUCAGUUUAUAGAGGGACUUUCUUAUGGGAGAACUUUUCAAAUAUAUCCGACUUAAACAUAAACCAAUUUAAUUUGCACAUUUCAUCAUAACUCAUUUCCAAACUUAGCUGUGUUUAAAUGUGGGCUUUGCCCCAUCACAGCUCAUCUUGUUUUACUGUUUGUUUCUGCAGUGUAUUCCUAAUGUGGAAUUUGUGAGAUGAGUCUUCUCCAAAACUAAAUACAGUAAUGCGAUAAGCACAAGAUUUUGUCACUUUAGGAUCAAGUGCAUAAAAGCAGCACUGGGCUGAGAAGUGGAAAGUCCUUACUAAAAUGUAAAUAUCUGCAAGUAAUAGCACAGGGAGCCUGGAAAAAUACUAACCUUGUUUCAAGGUUGCUCCAAUGUGAAAAUCUCCCACUUUCACAAACUGGCGGGGAGGGAGGGAGUAUUUAGUUAGAUCAGGGGUUCUCAAACUAGCAGUCAAGACCCCUCAGGGGAUUGUGAGAUUAUUACAUGGGGGGUUGCGAGCUGUCAGCCUCCACCCCAAGACCCACUUUGCCUCCAGCAUUUGUAAGGGUGUUAAAUAUAUUAAAAAAUGUUGUUUUUAAUUUAUAAGGGGGGUUGCACUCAGAGGCUUGCUAUGUGAAAGGGGUCACCAGUACAAAAAUUUGAGAACCACUGAGUUAGAUAAUCUUUCUGUGAACAGGUGGAUUGCCUUCUCUAAUCUCACUUAAAGCAGAAGCCCACAGAGACUGUUCAUCCUCACCCGGAUGUGUUAGGGUCAGUCUCACACAGGGUACGAAAAGCAAUGAGAGCAGUCAAUGUUCUAAAGUCCUUAACUUGCUACCAAAUAUUCCCCUCUCACCAACAAACCACCUUGCCUUAACUUUUAAUUUAAAAUGGAAAUAAAGUUUAUUUGUUUUAGCUGCACAAAUACCUCUUUCCCCUCCAAGCCCUAUUUAAAAAAAAUAGCGGGCCAACUUUUUUCCAUUUUUGUAAAGCUCCUUAAAAUUUUCCAGCAUUAUGAUGAAAAGGAUUUCCUUCAACACAGACUCGUAUCUUCAGGAGCCUUUCUGCACUGCAGAAGCAUGGGGAGAUUUUAAGCUUUUUUUGGGUGGGGGGGUGGGGGGGGAGGAAGAUGGGAGGGGGAGUGAAGGAUAACAGUGAAUGCUAGGAAGGAAAAUAUUUUACUGUCUCUGCAGCUCAUUUAUCAGACAACUUGCACUUUUUAAAAACAAACAAACUGCUUUUAACACUAAUAGUUUUAAUUUAACCCUGUCCAACUACACAGGAACCUAGUUUUGUCCUACACAAUUUACCUAAUGUGAGUUAAUUAUGCCCUGUUAAACAGAGUUUGGAUGAUAUAGAGGCUGUUGAUAGCUCAGUGGAUUUCACCAUUGAAUAGAUAGAGGUUGAAACUCCACUGAAGCAAAUUCAAUCCCUUGUAGGUUAUUUAAAACAAGGUAAGAUAGGGAGUUGAUCACUGAAUGAGAAGUAAGUGCCAGUGACACUGGUAUUAGUGACAUUGUUUUUAAGAUUUUUCUAGGUAAAAUAGCUGAGAUUUAAAAUUACCUAAUCCUAACUUCUCUGGUAUCAACAAUUUGUGGAGGAGGGGGGAGAAAGCUUAGUAAGAUUGGUUUUAAUAUUGCAUUAAACAAAAAAUUGGGCCAAGAAAAAUUUCAUAAUAGUCUUCUGAAGCGGUUAACCUUUUUUUGCGAGGGUGGGGGGCAUUCACUGUACUUUUUUAAAAAAUGUGUUAACUUUGCACCAGUGUGCCUUCCUUUCCUGUUGGGGGUGCUUGGGACCUCAAUCUUAACAGUGGCAUCCUGUAAUGUCACUUUUCUUCCUACUUAACAAACACUGAGAAAUAACAGGGUGGUAGAAUUUAAAUCCUCUUUCUUCCCUGUUUAUUAUAUGUGGUGAAAUCCUCCACAUUGUUCAAUGAAUUUAACACAUGGAAGUUAGUUCUAAAACAAAAUAUUAUCCAUCAUUAUUCCAUAAUCUGAGGGACAGAAGAUCUGUUUAGCAUACUUGCUACCAAAAAAGACCCUGUGUGUGUCAAUAUACAUAUAGACUCUCACACAGAAGGAACUACAGAGGUACUGUUCCCUCCAUUAUUCUGGAAGUUGAUGGAUAUCGCCCUGCAUGACCUGAGGGUUUGUUCAUAUUGAUAUCCUGAUUUGACUGUAGGGCCUUGUCUACAAUAGCCACGGUACUGUUUAAACACUUUUCAAACAUGGUUGUAGGCAAACUGGUUUAUAACAUCUUUUAGUCAUCAUGUACAAACAGUGUUAAACCUGGGUUUAGAACUGUUUGAACUUGGUCUUGACUGCUAUUUUAUUUUUAAACACACAUUUUGUUUGUCCCUGACUACACAACACGAUGAAACUGUUAAAACAUGGUAUUGCUAUAACAGUGUUUAAAGACAGUUCAGUGGACAUUGAAAAUGGGCUCUAGAUGUACAUAAGUGCAUGGAUGAAGAUGGGCUACGCGUUGUCCUUAAACUCUUCUACAUGUAGUUGUUUAUAUAUGCACUUGGGUUUUCCAUUUUGAUGCGGCUUCCGAGCAAUAAGAUGUAGUUUGCCUUUACCUAGCCACAGCCGCCCAUGGCUUUAUUUAUAAACUGCGGUUUUGGGUAGUUGGGAAGGGGGUCAGAAUCGUCACUGUGCAACAUCCACUGCCUUCCAAAAACCACAACUCAAUUGAAAAGGGUGCUCAGACUUUUGUUAUACACAUUUCCUUUGUGUAAAUAAAUGUUUACAGUUUUAUAUUAAAGAUUGAAUAAGUUAGAUCUUCUGACUGUAUAUUUUUUACUUUUUAUAGAUUUUAAAACUAUAAUUCUUUAUAUAUAUGUUUUUGGGGGGCUAUGGUAAGUUUUAUGCUUGUAAAUUGAGAAUAAUUGAAUUUGAUGUUAACCUUUGUGUUUUUGUCAUUGAAAUGUAUGAAGAGCCCAUUAAUCCCCUUAUUCUUUUACUACAAUUACUGGUGCACACCAAAAAAGAAAUCCUUCAUUUCUGUUUUAUCGUUACAAAAAUAAAUAUUUUGCUAGUGUAUUAAACAUA
This is a messenger RNA of Caretta caretta (loggerhead turtle), 7140 nucleotides long. It is a transcript of the gene MAML1, whose product is annotated as mastermind like transcriptional coactivator 1. Lineage: Eukaryota; Metazoa; Chordata; Testudines; Cheloniidae. Gene Ontology annotation, biological process: positive regulation of transcription of Notch receptor target; Notch signaling pathway. Gene Ontology annotation, molecular function: transcription coactivator activity. Gene Ontology annotation, cellular component: nuclear speck; nucleoplasm. The record is from RefSeq and is a predicted model, not a curated record.